Molecule: messenger RNA, 2126 nt
Organism: Neltuma alba
Lineage: Eukaryota; Viridiplantae; Streptophyta; Magnoliopsida; Fabales; Fabaceae
Product: nuclear pore complex protein NUP98B-like
Exons: 9
Coding region: 147-1754 (535 amino acids)
Biological process (GO): post-transcriptional tethering of RNA polymerase II gene DNA at nuclear periphery; telomere tethering at nuclear periphery; protein import into nucleus
Cellular component (GO): nuclear pore; nuclear pore cytoplasmic filaments
Molecular function (GO): structural constituent of nuclear pore; RNA binding
Source: RefSeq, a predicted model, not a curated record
CUUCUGUGUGCCUCUUCUCGGAAGUGUUUUUUCGAUUUCCUUCUCUGCAACCAUUGCCCUAAUUGACCUUAUUCGACGCAAGGAUCUAUCUUGUUCGCACGCCUUUGGGAACAUAAAGCUUCUGCUGCGUUUGGAAAAUUACAAGCAUGUUUGGUUCAACAAACCCUAUUGGGCAAUCAUCUUCAAGUCCACUUGGCUUCCAAUCAGUUUUUGGGCAGACCAAUGCAUCGAGUAGCGGCCCUUUUGUCCCAAAGCCAUUUGGUAGUACAACACCACUUGGCUCAAAAACUAGUUCUUUGUUUGGAGGUGCUUUGACUGGCGUAGUUGGUGCAUCUUCCCUCUCUUCAACGACCACCUUUGGUGGUUCUUCUUUGCCAGCCUUUGGCAGUUCAGUGCCUGCUUUUGGGUCAUCUUCAACUUCAGCUUUUGGCAAUUCAUCUUCAUCGUUUGCAGGGUUGUCUACCUUUGGCCAAAAACCUGCUUUUGGAGAGUUUGCAGCUUAUGCUCGAAUGAGUCCUUUUGGAGGUGCUGGACAACCAUCACAAACGGCAUUUGGGAGCAGCAUAUUCGAUUCUUCGACACAUUUUGGUGCGUCAUCUCAGCCAACACUUGGCUCUACGAGCACCCCCGUCUUUGGUUCUGCAAGCACUGCUGCCUUUGGUUCUACAAGCGCCCCAACAUUUGGGGCAACUAGCGCCCCUGCAUUUGGUUCAACCUCAAGUCCAACUUUUGGCCACACAUGGAAUGCGGUUGGUGUAAGCUCUCCUGCAUUUGGAGCUGGUGAAGGAUUUGAUGCGUCAAGUACCCCUUUAUUUCAUUGUUCAGCUAUUCCAGUAUUUGGGACUUCAUCCACUCCUGCAUUUGGUGCUUCUAGUACUCCUUCCUUUAGUUUUGGAUCCACUAUUGGUAAGUCUACUUCAGCAUUUGGUAGCAGUCCAUUUGGGAGCACUUUUUCAUCUGUUGCAGGACAAAGUUAUCCAUUUGGAUCUCAGACAACUUCAUCAGCUUUUGGAAGCACUGGUAUUGAGAACUCUGGUUCGGGGGGUCAUCGGGGUGGGAGUAGAGUCAUUUAUUAUGCACCAAUGACUGAAGAAGAUGGUGGUACCUCUAAAUUGGAGUCCAUAUCAGCUAUGCCUAUUUACAAAGAUAAAAGCCAUGAGGAGCUAAGAUGGGAGGAGUAUCAAAUUGGAGAUAAAGGAUCUCAGAUGACUUCAUCAGCUUUUGGAAGUACUUCGACAUCUACAUUUGGAUUUUUGUGUAUGAGAUGCAUAUUGGUAUUUUUCGACCUCUUUUCAACUUUUCGAGGACAGAGAUCUCUAUUUGGAUCUCAAACCACUUCAUUAGCUUCUGGAGGUACUGGUGUUGGGCAUUCUUGUUUCGGGCGUCAGAAGGGUGGGAGUAGAGUUGUUAGUUAUACACCAACAGCUGAAGUAGAUGUUGAUACCUCUGGACGAUCUGCUAAAUUGGAGUCCAUAUCAGCCAUGCCUAUCUACAAAGAUAAAAGCCAUGAGGAGCUAAAAUGGGAGGACUAUCAAAUUGGAGAUAAAGGUGGGCCACUAAGUUUUGCUCAGUCCACUGGCUUGGUUGGCUUUAAUUCAACCACCCCCCAGAUAAACACAUUUGCUCCUUCUCCAGCUUUUGGUCAAUGGGCUGCUAAUGCUUUCUCUACUUUAACCCCUUCUAAUCCAUUGGCAAUAAUGACUUCAGCUUUUACCACUGGCUUUGGGACUUCAUCUACUCCUGCCUUCAGUUAAUCAGCCUUUGGUACUUCGACGUCAGCAGCACCACCUCCUAUUUUUAGAUCAUCAACAUCUAUAUUUUGAGCAAACUCUCCAUCACCUCAGUUUGGUUCUUCUCUUGCUCUAAGUUUAGGCAUCGGACUUGACUUGUAUGCCUCGUUGUAACUAGUAGGAUUUUUUUUUUUUUAAUGAGGUGUAUAUGUCUAUUUUCAGACCGUUGGGUAUUUUGAUAUGAUUAUUGUAUUUGGAACUUGAAUUAUUUCUCCUUUUGAAUUAUACUGCAACUGGGACAGUUCUGUUACUUGGAUGGACGUCAUUGGAAUUCUUUCAUGUGGUUGGAGCGACGUUGUUGGCUUUCUGUUAAUACAAUUAUGUUUUGAUUCAAAA